GUUAGCUUACCCAAAAAAGCCGUUUAUUUUUACGAGUAUUUCCGUGCUGACUCGCUUCCACUUCCGGCUCUACCACUUAACUCUUCUGCACUGGGUUACAGAGUAGCCCGUUUCCUCCAGUGUCCCCGGUCUCGGCACCCUCGGAGACGCAAAUUUCACCGAACAAUCCGACCAGAAUUAACCAGUCUCGGCGGCUCUCCAGGGCGUCAAUGGCUCCGGUUGGCGGACUACACCGGGGAGAAGAGGAAGAGACUAUGCUGGGCAAGGUGCUCGAACGCCACGUGGUCAACCCGACAAGCGCCGACACAGGCCAGCGCCGCGGCAAGCCCCUGCUGUGCGCCGUGGUGCUCGUCAUCGCGCUGCCCAUGGUGGCGCUGGUGCUGUUCGCCGUGCUGGCCAAGACGCAGAUAACUGUACAAGUGGACGCCGCAUGGGGCACGUACCGCGGCUCACACGAGCGUGUCGAAGGUGGGCUCGAGUGCGACAGCUUUCUCGGCAUCCCGUUCGGCAACGCGACGGGCGGCGAGCUCCGGUUCCGGCGGCCCGUGCGCCCCGGCCAGUGGGCGCAGCAGAACACGGGGGGCAGCGCCCCCUGCCUGCAGCCGCCCCUGCGCAUCGGCAACUUCUCCGUGUACGACGCGGCCAACAGCGGCUCAGAGGACUGCCUGCGGCUCAACCUGUGGACGCCCAGCAUCAACGCAAAGGGCCUCCCAGUGCUGGUGUUCCUACACGGCUUCCAGUUCUACUAUGGCGGCAACAGCCAGGAGUUGUUGCGCGGCGAGCUGCUCUCUGCGCUGGGUAAUCUCGUGGUCGUGGUUCCCAACUUCAGGCUCGGCCCACUGGGCUUCCUCAGGGCGAAUGCGAACAGCGAGUCUUCUCCGGGCAACCUGGCGCUAUACGACCAGCGCCUGGCCCUCGAGUGGACGCGCGAUAACGUGCGAUUCUUUGGCGGCGACCCGGAGCGUCUGGUGCUACACGGCUACGAGGCCGGCGCCGUGUCCGUCGGCUACCAGCUGCUCUCGCCCGAACCCCACUGGGUCAAGGGGGUGCCCAGGUUGAUCCUGCAGAGCGGCUCUGCACUGCGCCUCUUCAAGAACAACACGGGCGACGCGAGCAUCAGCAACGUGCGCUCGCUCCAAGUGAAUCUCAAGUGCAACACCAAGGAAGAGAAGCCACAGCUGGCGCUCGAGUGCCUGCGAAAGGUUGAGCCCGAGAUGUUCGUGCAGCGCAAAGCGCACAAAGACAUCGACUUCGUGUUCGGGCCCAGCUUCGACACCGAGUUCCUGCCUGCGUAUCCGAGCCAGUUGCUGUCGGACGCGAUCCACUCGAAGGAGGUGCUGCUGGGCACCGUCUCCGGCGAGGGCGUUGUGCUGGCCGAGGUCUACAUGAGCCUCCGGAAGCCCAUCAAUCUUGGCGAAUUGCUGGCCGCGUACGGCGUGGUGGACGUGGCGCGGCUCAUCGCGCUUUACACCAACGCCGACCAGCGGGGCAACCGCACCUGGGCGCUGUCGCACUUCAAGCAGCUGCUUGGCGACGUGCUGUCCUCGUGCCCGGUACAGUACCUGGCAGAGCACCUGUCUUCGGGCAAUAACCGCGUGUACAGCUACGUGUUCGUUCACAAGCCGAGCUUCAGCGACUGGAACGAUUCGUUUCCGGCGCAGUACGAGGACCUGGACUUCGUGUUCGGGGUGCCGCUCCGCCGAGGACUGGGAACGCCGCAGGAGCAGGACCUCAGCCGCCGGCUCAUAAAGCUUGUGGCCACGUUCGCAAAGGAGGGGUGCGUCCAUAGCACUGAGGUGCUCAUGUUUUCGAACAUAAGUCAUAUCUACAGCAGAAUUGCGCUGAACACGAGGCCACGGGCUCGAUACUUUCGGCUCUGGCGGCCACGUUCGGUUAUGGAUACAACGUGGAAACGCCCUCGUACAAAGAUUCGGCGCAGAUUAGGCGGUCAGAAGUAUUCCGGAGUCCUUGGCGUGUCGGGAAGACCGCUACAGACGAUAACAAACAGGCGCCACGAUGAACAAGUGGCUGUGUGUGCAUGGCUGCGUGGCAUGGCCCUGCGCUUCAUCUCGAUGACGCUGCCUCAGUUGCGCGAAGGCGCCGAGUGGCCCGAGUUCCACGGCCUGGGCAACGACACGGUCGAGAUCGCGCUCGACGGCUUCUCGCUGGCAGCGUCAACACGUGCCGAGCAGUGCCGCCAGAUACGACCGCACAUCCUCUACUAG
Messenger RNA from Dermacentor andersoni, 2225 nucleotides. Its product is annotated as acetylcholinesterase-1-like. Gene Ontology annotation, molecular function: acetylcholinesterase activity. Gene Ontology annotation, biological process: choline metabolic process; acetylcholine catabolic process. NCBI's taxonomy places the organism in Eukaryota, Metazoa, Arthropoda, Arachnida, Ixodida, Ixodidae. The record is from RefSeq and is a predicted model, not a curated record. Gene Ontology annotation, cellular component: plasma membrane.